Molecule: messenger RNA, 1180 nt
Organism: Pogoniulus pusillus (Red-fronted tinkerbird)
Lineage: Eukaryota; Metazoa; Chordata; Aves; Piciformes; Lybiidae
Gene: CBFB
Product: core-binding factor subunit beta
Exons: 7
Coding region: 95-727 (210 amino acids)
Biological process (GO): regulation of transcription by RNA polymerase II
Cellular component (GO): core-binding factor complex; nucleus
Molecular function (GO): sequence-specific DNA binding; transcription coactivator activity
Source: RefSeq, a predicted model, not a curated record
GAGGGGGGCGCCGGCGGCGGGGGCUAACAAAGGGCGAGGCGAGCGCUGGGGCUGGGACAGCGCGGGGCGGGCAGCCGGCGGCGGCCCCACCACCAUGCCGCGGGUUGUCCCCGACCAGCGGAGCAAGUUCGAGAAUGAGGAGUUCUUUAGGAAGCUGAGCCGCGAGUGCGAGAUAAAAUACACCGGCUUCAGGGACCGGCCCCACGAGGAGAGGCAGGCCCGCUUCCAGAACGCCUGCCGCGACGGCCGCUCCGAGAUCGCUUUUGUGGCCACAGGAACCAAUCUGUCUCUCCAGUUUUUUCCGGCCAGCUGGCAGGGGGAGCAGCGACAGACACCGACCCGGGAAUAUGUCGACUUUGAAAGAGAAGGAGGCAAGGUGUACUUGAAGGCACCUAUGAUUCUCAACGGUGUCUGUGUCAUCUGGAAAGGCUGGAUAGAUCUACAGAGACUGGAUGGUAUGGGCUGCCUGGAAUUUGAUGAAGAGAGGGCACAGUUUGCAGAAAGCAGCUCUCCUGUCCCAGGCUGUUUCAGUAGUGGCUGCUUUGCAGCCUGGAUGACAUCCACUGCAGUGCUGAAGCAGGAGGAUGCUUUGGCACAACAAGCCUUUGAAGAAGCUCGGCGGAGAACUCGCGAGUUCGAGGAUAGAGACAGGUCUCAUCGGGAGGAAAUGGAGGUGAGGGUUUCACAGCUGCUGUCAGUAACUGGCAAGAAGACAGCAAGACCCUAGCCCGGGCUCCACCCUGGGCAGCGGCGACGACCUGAAGCUCCGUUAGUCCCCAGCAGCAGGCAGUACCACGGCUCUGCACUCGUGCAUUGCUUCUACUUGGCAAAGGAUUGAAUAAAAGAAGACCAGAAACUGUGAUAACUGGGUAUAUUAUGGUCUGUUUCCUGACCCAACCACCCUGAGCUGCCAUGGUUUGCACUAUGUUUAUGUUAUGAUACCUGCAUUUCCCAUUUGGAAGCAUGUAGCCAGUGGCAAUUGGAAAGUUUGGGGGUUGUUUUCUUUUGUUUUUUUGGGGUGGUUUUUCUUUUUUCCUAUGCAAACUUAUUUUUGUUGGCACUAUUUUAGUGAAAUGGAAACUUAUGCAGCUAUAAAACCAUUUGGUUUGUUUUGGUUAUUUUUUUUUUUCCUCAACUGUAAUAAAAAUUGUCACUUAAAAAUAGGUCAAGAUAUGACAGA